This is a messenger RNA of Staurois parvus, 909 nucleotides long. Lineage: Eukaryota; Metazoa; Chordata; Amphibia; Anura; Ranidae. The record is from the annotation of a GenBank genome assembly.
CCCCCCCCCCCCCCCCUCUACGUUCGCUGCAAAUCCCUCAUUGUCAUUGGCAUCACCCCAUCACUCUGCUCUCCCCGGACCCCGCAUUCACUAUAUCCUCUCUCCCCGGACCCCGCAUUCACUAUAUCCUCUCUCCCCGGACCCCGCAUUCACUGUGUACGCUCUCCCCGGACCCCGCAUUCACUAUAUCCUCCGCUCUCCCCGGACCCCGCAUUCACUAUAUCCGCUCUCCCCGGACCCCGCAUUCACUAUAUCCCGCUCUCCCCGGACCCCGCAUUCACUAUAUCCACUCUCCCCGGACCCCGCAUUCCCUAUAUCCUCUCUCCCCGGACCCCGCAUUCACUAUAUCCGCUCUCCCCGGACCCCGCAUUCACUAUAUCCGCUCUCCCCGGACCCCGCAUUCCCUAUAUCCGCUCUCCCCGGACCCCGCAUUCACUAUAUCCGCUCUCCCCGGACCCCGCAUUCACUAUAUCCGCUCUCCCCGGACCCCACAUUCACUAUAUCCGCUCUCCCCGGACCCCGCAUUCACUAUAUCCCGCUCUCCCCGGACCCCGCAUUCACUGUAUCCGCUCUCCCCGGACCCCGCAUUCACUGUAUCCACUCUCCCCGGACCCCGCAUUCACUAUAUCCUCUCUCCCCGGACCCCGCAUUCACUAUAUCCGCUCUCCCCGGACCCCGCAUUCCCUAUAUCCGCUCUCCCCGAACCCCGCUUUCACUGUAUCCUCUCUCCCCGGACCCCGCAUUCCCUGUAUCCUCUCUCCCCGGACCCCGCAUUCAUUAUAUAUCCGCUCUCCCCGGACCCCGCAUUCACUGUAUCCCCUCUCCCCGGACCCCGCAUUCCCUAUAUCCGCUCUCCCCGGACCCCGCAUUCACUAUAUCCGCUCUCCCCGGACCCCGCAUUCACUAUAU